Hydractinia symbiolongicarpus is the source of this 1024-nucleotide messenger RNA. RefSeq lists its product as uncharacterized. NCBI's taxonomy places the organism in Eukaryota, Metazoa, Cnidaria, Hydrozoa, Anthoathecata, Hydractiniidae. Bases 81 to 923 code for a protein of 280 amino acids. The record is from RefSeq and is a predicted model, not a curated record. The transcript has 2 exons.
AGGCAGCGUUUACAUGGAGCCCGUAAUGAGUUCAAACCGGUUUGACUUUCACCCCGGUUUGAAAUAGCCCUUCUGUUUACAUGAACAAUUUCGGUACGGCUUGGCGAAGUAAUAAAAUUCGUCAAAUCUUUUUUCUAGUUCCAGUCUUUUCCGCGCGUAUUUUUAGGAUUAUUUUCAAGAUGGCGACGAGCAAGACAUAUGCUAUGAAAAACUUCUCUAUGCUUAUAUCAUUUUUUUUAAGUUCGCUGGGUUCAUUGGUUGCUGUGUUUACGAGAAAUGUUGAAUAUCUACUAUCACUUCGUAGGCAACAGCAACGACAUCUGUUUAAUGCUGUGGAAGAUCACAAUGCUGUGCUAAGAAAAAUGCAGAAUUUAAAACAUAGGGUAAACAAAAGACGAAAAAGAAGAAGAUGGAUCAACCCAGGACGUACUGAUCUUUGGUGGCAAAAUUUAUACUCUGGAGCGUUGCUGGAACAGGAAUGGUGUCAGAACUUAAGAAUGGACUACCCUACAUUUAUGAAUUUAGUUGAUAAAAUCUGUGUAGAAGUUGAACCGGCACACAAUUCAUUUCGAAUAGACACUCUUUCUGCUGAGAAAAGAACAGCAAUGGUCCUAUAUUACUUGAAGGAUCAAGGCUCUUUACGGAUGACGUGUAAUACAUUUGGUGUAUCAUUAGCCACUCUUUCCAAAUCGUUAAGAUCAGUGUGUGGGGCAAUUAAUGAUAUUCUUGGUCCAGAGUUAAUAAAAUUUCCUCGUACAGAGGCUGAACUGAAACAUGCUGCAACGCUCUUCGAAAGCAAGUUUGGAUUCCCUCAAGCCAUCGGUUGUGUUGAUGGCACUCAUAUUCCUAUAAAAAGGCCAACUGAAAAUGCACAGGAAUACUUCUGCUACAAGAUGAAGUACUCACUGAAUAUACAAAGAUAAUAUAAUAACUAUGAAAAAGUCUAAAUAAUAAAAAUAAUGUUUUAAAAUAUAUAUAUAAAGUUUUUUCAACAUUUUUUUUAAAAAUAUAUCAAGCUUUUUAU